Molecule: messenger RNA, 2642 nt
Organism: Xiphophorus couchianus (Monterrey platyfish)
Lineage: Eukaryota; Metazoa; Chordata; Actinopteri; Cyprinodontiformes; Poeciliidae
Product: homeobox protein OTX2-like
Exons: 4
Coding region: 494-1411 (305 amino acids)
Biological process (GO): regulation of transcription by RNA polymerase II; multicellular organism development
Cellular component (GO): nucleus
Molecular function (GO): DNA-binding transcription factor activity, RNA polymerase II-specific; RNA polymerase II cis-regulatory region sequence-specific DNA binding
Source: RefSeq, a predicted model, not a curated record
AAGUGGUAGUUUGCAGAUGAUUUGUAUUUGACAAGGUGAAUUUCGGUCAAAGGAGAUAAAAGAUUUAUGGAUUUUCCUCCUAACACUCGCUAUUAUCCAAUUUCGUGUUGCUCUACUUGUGUUGCAGCCACAUGUUUCUCUCCUCUCACCUCUGCAAAUCAAAUUUCACUCUCAUUUCCAUUGGUUGCUAAAAUCCCUCUCCUCCCUCUCAAACACACUCACACACUUUCUCUCCCUCUCUCCCAAUAAAUACUGAGCAUCUCUCAGUUUAAUCCGCAUCCAACGAGGUCAUCCGGAAGGAAACAAAUCAAAGCCGCUUGAUGGGUCUAUAAGCCCAACCAAAGGAUCGUUUAAUAUAAACAGAAGACUGAAAUUCAUCUGGACCAUUUCAGAAUUCGGAGACGCCAGUGGGGGGAAAACGCUAUUCUUAAUAUUAUUAUUAUUUGCGCCAUUUUCUUGACUACUUUUUGUGAUCGGGGUGCCGGAGGCAAACAUGAUGUCCUAUUUGAAACAACCGCCGUACACGGUGAACGGACUGAGCUUAUCUACCUCAGGAGUGGACUUACUGCAUCCUUCAGUGGGAUACCAAGCGACCCCUCGCAAGCAGAGGAGGGAGCGGACCACCUUCACCCGGGCCCAGCUCGACGUGCUGGAGAACCUGUUCUCCAAGACCCGCUACCCUGACAUCUUCAUGAGGGAAGAGGUGGCUUUAAAGAUCAACCUUCCUGAAUCCAGAGUGCAAGUCUGGUUUAAAAACAGACGAGCCAAGCACCGCCAGCAGGCCCAGCAGACCCAGACGGGCGUGCAGAACAAGUCUGUCAGCAGGCCGGUGAAAAAGAAAGGCUCCCCUGUGAGAGAGGCCAGCUCUGAGAGCGGAGCCAGCGGCCAGUUCACGCCGCCCUCCAGCACCUCCAUGCCGGCUGUGAGCAGCAGCAGCAGCAGCAGCAGCAACAGCAGCAGCAGCGCGGCGCCUGUCUCCAUCUGGAGCCCGGCCUCCAUCUCCCCGCUCUCCGACCCGCUCUCCUCCACAACCUCCUCCUCCUCUUCCUCCUGCAUGCAGCGGUCUUACCCAAUGACCUACACCCAGGCGACGGGCUACAACCAGGGCUACACGGGUUCCUCGUCCUACUUCACCGGGAUGGACUGCGGCUCCUAUCUGUCGCCCAUGCACCACCAGCUGUCCGCCACGGGCUCCACCAUGAGCCCCAUGGGCGCCAGCGGGGUGUCCAGCCACCUGAGUCCGGCGUCCUCUCUCUCCUCGUCGGCGUACGGAGGGACGGGGCUCGGCUUCACCGGUGCUGCGGACUGUCUGGACUAUAAGGACCAAACUGCCUCAUCGUGGAAGCUAAAUUUCAAUUCGGACUGUCUGGAUUAUAAAGACCAAGCAGCUUGGAAGUUUCAAGUGUUGUGAGGGAAGAAAAAUGGAAGAAAUUGGGAACUUUUACGAACCCAUGCAGAGCCGGUCUAAGACUGAAUGCGGUCCUGAGCGGAAAUUGAUUCGGGUGGCACCACCAGCAACCACACCACCACCUAUAUUAACUUAUUGGGCUUUUUUAUUCCCACUUACACAGUUUGCUAACAUAACAGUUAGAUUGAUCACAUCACACAAUUAUGAUAUAAUAUUUCACAAUAUGUAUUUAAAUAAAGGGAUACCGACAAGUAAACUGUGGAGAAAUCAAUGGCCAAAUUUAAAAGUAGGUUCAUUCUCGAUUAACAGACAUCUUUGGAUCUAUGUUCUGUGUGGUGGCAUGCUGGGGGUCCUAAGCACCAGCGUCUGGCUCUUGCCUCGACCCGGCUCUGCAUUCAUGCAAAAAUAAAAAUGUCUUUUUUUUUUUUUUUUCUUCCCUCCACAAGAAUUCAGGCCCUAACUUCUACCUCGGGUCGAGCAGCGCAGGACUGUCUCACACUUGUUGGACUAACUUAUUGACCAUCGAGACUCAACUUUGAUCAGGGGCACGGAACAAAUCUGCUGACCAGAAAAGAAGAAGGGGGGAAAAGGAUCAAGAGAGACCAGCUUGGAGGAGUUUGAAGAAUUGGUCAGGUCUUUUUCCUGCUAAGCUCCUUAAAGACUCUCCUUUUUCUUUUUCUUCUUGUUGGCACGCUGAAUGGGCGCCCCUUUGAUCAAAGCGAUGUGCAUGAGUGUCUGUGUUGUAAGGAGUGUGUGUGUGUGUGUGUGUGUGUGUGUGUGUGUGUGUGUGUGUGUGUGUGUGUGAUGGGGUGUGUGAGCGAGAGUGUGAAAGCAGCUCUGACGCGAACUUGGAUGCACUACUUAAUUUAUGGAAGAAGAAAAAAUAUACGAAUAUUUGACAAUCAGUCCGUUCGCGCGUGAGCCGAAAUGUAUUUUAUGUGUUUUUAAAUUUUCAUUUCUCCCCUUGUAAAAUUUCUUUUUACCCGACUUGUGAUUUUUUUUUUUUUGUAUAACCUGUAUGCAAUUCUGCCUUGCGUAAAAUGCGCAGGAAAAGCAAGCUGUGAAUUUCACAUUUUUAUUUCCAUGUUACCAGUGAUAACUAAAAGAAGGAUUUUAUUGGUGUUCAUGAUAAAUCAGGAACAACAACAGUGUACAUCUUGCAUUUCAAGGUCCAUUAAAAACUGUAAAGAGCGACAACACCCACCAUAAAACAAUAAAGACCUUUUGACUCAGA